This is a messenger RNA of Echinops telfairi (small Madagascar hedgehog), 1840 nucleotides long. It is a transcript of the gene SPTLC2, whose product is annotated as serine palmitoyltransferase long chain base subunit 2. The record is from RefSeq and is a predicted model, not a curated record. Gene Ontology annotation, cellular component: serine palmitoyltransferase complex. Gene Ontology annotation, molecular function: serine C-palmitoyltransferase activity; pyridoxal phosphate binding. Bases 1 to 1563 code for a protein of 520 amino acids. Gene Ontology annotation, biological process: ceramide biosynthetic process; sphingosine biosynthetic process. The transcript is spliced from 12 exons. NCBI's taxonomy places the organism in Eukaryota, Metazoa, Chordata, Mammalia, Afrosoricida, Tenrecidae.
AUGAAGGUCCAUCACGUUUCACAAAAUGGAGGGCUGUAUAAAAGGCCGUUUAAUGAAGCUUUUGAAGAAACGCCAAUGCUGGUCGCCGUGCUUACGUACGUGGGCUACGGGGUGCUCACGCUCUUCGGGUACCUCCGAGAUUUCCUGAGGCACUGGAGGAUUGAAAAGGGCCACCACGCGACCGAAAGAGAAGAACAAAAGGACUUUGUGUCAUUGUAUCAGGACUUCGAAAACUUCUAUACCAGGAACCUCUACAUGAGGAUCAGAGACAACUGGAACCGGCCCAUCUGUAGCGUGCCUGGGGCCAGAGUGGACAUCAUGGAGCGACAGUCUCAGGACUACAACUGGUCCUUCAGGUACACAGGGAAUAUAAUCAAAGGUGUUAUAAACAUGGGGUCCUACAACUAUCUUGGGUUUGCACAGAACACGGGAUCAUGUCAAGAAGCGGCCACUGAAGUCCUCGAGGAGUACGGUGUUGGAGUGUGCAGCACUCGGCAGGAAAUGGGAAACCUGGACAAACAUGAAGAACUGGAGAAGCUCGUGGCGAGUUUCUUGGGAGUAGAAGCUGCUAUGACAUACGGCAUGGGGUUUGCAACCAAUUCAAUGAACAUUCCUGCUCUUAUUGGCAAGGGCUGCCUGAUUCUCAGUGAUGAACUGAACCACGCAUCGCUCGUUCUAGGAGCAAGACUAUCCGGAGCAACCAUUCGAGUCUUCAAACAUAACAAUAUGCAGAGCCUAGAGAAGCUGCUGAAAGAUGCCAUCGUGUAUGGCCAGCCUCGGACGAGGAGGCCCUGGAAGAAAAUUCUCAUCCUCGUAGAAGGAAUAUAUAGCAUGGAGGGGUCUAUUGUUCGCCUCCCCGAAGUGAUUGCCCUGAAGAAGAAAUACAAAGCGUACUUGUAUCUAGACGAAGCGCACAGCAUUGGGGCCCUGGGCCCCAGAGGCCGGGGCGUGGUGGACUACUUUGGCCUGGACCCGGAAGAAGUGGACGUCAUGAUGGGGACAUUCACGAAGAGCUUUGGUGCUUCCGGAGGCUACAUUGGGGGCAAGAAGGAGCUGAUAGACUACCUGCGGACACACUCUCACAGCGCGGUGUACGCCACGGCACUGUCACCGCCUGUGGUGCAGCAGAUCAUCACCUCCAUGAAGUGCAUCAUGGGCCUGGAUGGCACCAGCCUGGGCAGAGACUGUGUGCAGCAGUUAGCAGAGAACACCAGGUACUUCCGGAGGCGCCUGAAGAAGAUGGGCUUCAUCAUCUACGGCAACGAAGACUCCCCGGUGGUGCCCCUGAUGCUCUACAUGCCGGCCAAAAUUGGCGCCUUUGGACGGGAGAUGUUGAAGCGGAACAUCGGUGUGGUUGUGGUGGGAUUUCCUGCGACCCCGAUCAUUGAGUCCAGAGCCAGGUUUUGCUUGUCGGCAGCUCACACCAAAGAAUUACUCGAUACUGCUUUGAAAGAGAUAGAUGAAGUUGGGGACCUACUGCAGCUGAAGUAUUCCCGGCAUCGGUUGGUGCCUCUCCUGGACAGGCCUUUUGACGAGACGACUUACGAAGAGACAGAAGACUGAGCCUUUCUGGUGCUCCCGGCGACAACCCUCCUCCCCUUGCCCAGGACAGCGUGUGGCCUUUCUGAGCCAGUCCCAGGAACCACACUUCAGGGGCCAGUGCGAGCGCAAAACAUUUCCUCAUCUACUGCAGGUGGCCUCCUCCACUCGAAAUGGUUUUUUGUAAAUAGUUUGGGGAAAAAAAAGAAACCGCUUCUCACCGUUCCUUUGCAGCAUCUCACCUUUCAAGAGAGAGGUGGCUUGUGUUUGUUUUUCCAUUAAAAGAAGUUUUAUUUUGUAA